Molecule: messenger RNA, 2207 nt
Organism: Mangifera indica (mango)
Lineage: Eukaryota; Viridiplantae; Streptophyta; Magnoliopsida; Sapindales; Anacardiaceae
Product: bZIP transcription factor 29-like
Exons: 4
Coding region: 439-2007 (522 amino acids)
Biological process (GO): regulation of DNA-templated transcription
Cellular component (GO): nucleus
Molecular function (GO): DNA-binding transcription factor activity
Source: RefSeq, a predicted model, not a curated record
GACCUUAAAAUCUCUUCUUGUCUUGAACAAAGCAUAAGGCUUAGACUCAUUGGAUUGUGUUGUUGCUGUUGUAUUUGUAUUUCGGUAAUUUUGAGGUUUAUAGAAAAUAUAUUUACUGGUUUUGGCAUGUUCGUAAAUUUGCGUGAUUACCGCCAUAUUUUUGUUAACGAAUCUCCAUUUCUCAGAUUUACUUUCAUUUGCCGUGUACGGACUUCUACACUGCUCUGUAUUAAUUCAUUGUAUUUGUUUUCUACCCAAUAAACCAGAGUAUAUUUUGCGCUUCUCAAUACAGCCAAUCUUUUUUUUUAAUCUUUACAGGCUUUUUGGAUUCCCGAGCAUCGUUUUUUCUUCAAGUGUUGAUCGAUUCAGGUGUUAGGGUUUGUUAUAAAGAUUAGAAAAUUGAUUGUGGCAGUGGGAAGUUGUGUGCUUUGUUCUAGUAUGCAGAAACUUGAGUCAGCUUCAAUCAUGAAGGCAAGAAACAGUUUGGAUGUUCCUGUUUAUUGUGGGACUCAAGCGGGUCAGUUGUCUCAAAACAUGAGUCCUGAGAACAACAGGCGAUCAGGUAUACCUCCUUCACACCCAAAUAGUCCUCUUUCAUUGCCGUAUUCACAGUCACAGAUGAUGGGGUCUCGUUCAAAUGCCAACUGGGGAGCAUCCCAUUGUAGGUCUUUAUCUCAAUCAUCCGGGUUUGAUUGUUUGCCUCCGCUGAGUUCAUACAAUCCUAUGACUUAUCGUGAAUCAUCAGUGUCUGAUACAGUUUUGAAUAACAUGUGUAUGGAGGAAACAGUUGGUAAUUCUCAUGGUUUAUUGAUCCCUUCUCCUGAUAAUAGAGUCAAUGCUUCGAGGGCUGCUGAGAAUUUGCCUCCUCCUAAAGGGCAUAGGCGAUCUAGUAGUGAUAUUCCUCUAGGAUUUUCUGCAAUGAUUCAAUCGACACCUCAAUUAAUACCGAUAGGGAGUAGGGGAAUACCUGAUGUGGAAAAGCCAAUUCAGUUGGUGAAACGAGUAUCCGAGUGGAAUGCCAAGGAUGGAAGUAAUAAUGCAGAAGGGAUAAGUGAGAAGAAACCUGAGUUGGUAGAUGAUUUGAUAAGCGAAUAUAUGAAUUUGGACAAUAUUGAUACAUUGAACUCGUCAGGUACUGAGGAUAAGGAUUUGGACAGCAGAGCUAGUGGUACAAAGACAAAUGGGGGUGAAAGUAGUGAUAACGAGGUGGAAAGUCAUGCAAGUGGAAAUCUGGUUAGCUUGCAGGGAACUAGUUCAAGUCAAAAGCGGGAAGGAGUUAAGAGGCGUGCUGUUGGAGAUAUUGCUCCAACUGUUAGGCACCAUAGGAGCCUUUCAAUGGAUAGUUAUAUGGGGAAUUUUCAGUUUGAUGAAGAGUCAACAAAGCUUCCUUUUCAAACUCAAAUUUCUCCUGGCAGCUCAAUUGAUGGCAACUUAGCUAAAUUGAGCUUGGAGUUGAAUGGUGAAUUUACUGAAGUGGAGCUGAAAAAGAUUUUGGCAAAUGAUAAGCUUGCUGAGAUUGCACUGUCAGAUCCGAAACGUGCCAAAAGGAUUUUGGCUAAUCGUCAAUCAGCUGCUCGCUCCAAAGAGCGGAAGAUGCGAUACAUUGCUGAACUGGAACAAAAGGUGCAAACUCUGCAGACUGAGGCAACCACAUUGUCUACCCAGGUUACAAUGUUACAGAGAGAUCAAGCUGGGCUUACAAGUGAGAACAAAGAAUUGAAAUUUCGUCUGCAGGCAAUGGAGCAGCAGGCUCAACUCAAAGAUGCUUUAAAUGAUGCAUUAGCCGCAGAAGUCCAAAGAUUAAAGCUUCCAGCUACAGAGGUGAGUGGAGAGACCCUUCUUUCAAGCCGAAUGGCUCACCAGCUUUCUAUCAGUCAUCAGAUGUUCCAAAUGCAGCACCAGCAGCCAAACCAAAUCAAUGUUUAUGAGUUGCAACAGCAGCCUCAGCUUAACCAGUUGGAAUCCCAGGAGCAGAAUGGUGAGGCUGCUAUCCAUGAUCCAAAGUAAUAGGCUUGUGAAAUGAACAAUGGUGAUCUGAAGCUGGAUUCUUGAUUUGUUCUUUUGUCUUCCCUGUUUAGAUGGAGAAUUAGUUGUGUUAAAUCAUAGUUGGCCACAGAUAUAAAAGUUGAAACAACUACUGUGAUGCUUUUGAAUUUGUAUACUGGAUUUCCUUUUAUUUGAAUACAUGAUUUAAUUGCAGAUUGACA